GGGAAGUCAACAAAAAACUACAAACUACUAAAACCAUUAAGAUGACAGGACUAUAAAAACAGUAAAAAUUAAAAGACAUUAAAAGCACUAAAACAGGAACAAUGUCUCAGCCAGUGUCGAAAGCCAGUGAAUAAAAGUGAGUUUUUAGGGAGGAUUUAAAGAUGGACAGUGAAGGGGCCUGUCUGAUCUGCAGCGGCAAGGUGUUCCAGAGUGCCGGGGCAGCAACAGAAAAGGCUCUAUCCCCUCUGAGCUUCCGCUUAGACCUUGGUACCUCAAGGAGCAGCUGAUCCGCUGACCUGAGGCACCGGGUAGGAGCAUAUAGGUGGAGCAGCUCAGAGAGGUAAGGUGGGGCGAGGCCAUUCAAUGAUUUAAAAACAAAUAAAAUAAUUUUUAAAUGAACUCGAAAGUGCACUGGGAGCCAGUGAAGGGAGGCCAAAAUUGGCGUAAUGUGCUCCCUCUUUCGAGUUCCGGUUAAAAGGCGAGCGGCAGCAUUUUGGACCAACUGGAGACGAGCCAACGAAGCUCGUGAGACUCCAGAGUAGAGCGCGUUACAGUAAUCCAGCCGAGAUGAAAUAAAGGCAUGGAUUACUGUUUCAAAAUGCUGCCGCUCGAGAAUGGGCUUCACCUUUGCCAGCUUCCUUAGGUGAAAGAAGCUGGACUUAACCACUGCGCCUAUUUUACUUAAGGAAGUAGCUCCAGAAAUAGUGGAUGCAUUAGUAAUAAUCUUUCAAAACUCUUUAGAUUCUGGAGUAGUUCCUGAGGAUUGGCGGGUAGCAUACGUAAGCCCACUUUUUAAGAAGGGAGGGAGAGAGAAAACGGGGAAUUACAAACCAGUUAGUCUAACAUCGGUAGUGGGGAAACUGCUAGAGUCAGUUAUUAAAGAUGGGAUAGCAGCACAUUUGGAAAGUGGUGAAAUCAUUGGACAAAGUCAGCAUGGAUUUACGAAAGGUAAAUCAUGUCUGACGAAUCUUAUAGAAUGUUUCGAGGAUGUAACUAGCAGUGUGGAUAGGGAAGAACCAGUGGAUGUGGUGUAUGUGGACUUCCAGAAGGCUUUCGACAAGGUCCCACAUAAGAGAUUAGUAUGGAAACUUAAAGCACACGGCAUUGGGGGUUCAGUAUUGAUGUGGAUAGAGAACUGCUGGCAAACAGGAAGCAAAGAGUGGGAGUAAACGGGUCCUUUUCACAAUGGCAGGCAGUGACUAGUGGGGUACCGCAAGGCUCAGUGCUAGGGCCCCAGUUAUUUACAAUAUAUAUUAAUGAUCUGGAUGAGGGAAUUGAAGGCAAUAUCUCCAAGUUUGCGGAUGACACGAAGCUGGGGGCAGUGUUAGCUGUGAGGAGGAUGCUAGACUGCAAGGUGACUUGGAGAGGCUGGGUGAGUGGGCAAAUGUUUGGCAGAUGCAGUAUAAUGUGGAUAAGUGUGAGGUUAUGCAUUUUGGUGGCAAAAACAGGAAAGCAGACUAUUAUCUAAAUGGUGGCCGACUAGGAAAAGGGGAGAUGCAGCGAGACCUGGGUGUCAUGGUACACCAGUCAUUGAAAGUAGGCAUGCAGUUGCAGCAGGCAGUGAAGAAAGCAAAUGGUAUGUUAGCUUUCAUUGCAAAAGGAUUUGAGUAUAGGAGCAGGGAGGUUCUACUGCAGUUGUACAGGGUCUUGGUGAGCCCACACCUGGAGUAUUGCGUACAGUUUUGGUCUCCAAAUCUGAGGAAGGACAUUCUUGCCAUAGAGGGAGUGCAGAGAAGGUUCACCAGACUGAUUCCUGGGAUGUCAGGACUGUCUUAUGAAGAAAGACUGGAUAGACUUGGUUUAUACUCUCUAGAAUUUAGGAGACUGAGAUCUUAUAGAAACUUACAAAAUUCUUAAGGGGUUGGACAGGCUAGAUGCAGGAAGAUUGCUCCCGAUGUUGGGGAAGUCCAGGACAAGGGGUCACACCUUAAGGAUAAGGGGGAAAUACUUUAAAACUGAGAUGAGAAGAACUUUUUUCACACAGAGAGUGGUGAAUCUCUGGAACUCUCUGCCACAGAGGGUAGUUGAGGCCAGUUCAUUGGCUAUAUUUAAGAGGGAGUUAGAUGUGGCCCUUGUGGCUAAGGGGAUCAGAGGGUAUGGAGAGAAGGCAGGUAUGGGAUACUGAGUUGGAUGAUCAGCCAUGAUCAUAUUGAAUGGCGGUGCAGGCUCGAAGGGCCGAUUGGCCUACUCCUGCACCUAAUUUCUAUGUUUCUAUGACCACUACCCCCACUCAAAUGAAGGAACCAACAGCAAUUUAAGCACAAGUCGUGCAAUCUCAUAAACAGUAAGGUGAAGAUGGCCGGAAGAUUUGUUCUGGCAAUGUUGGUUUGCCAUUAAAUAUUGAAACGUACUCGUACUUAUUCAGAAUAAUGUCAUCUAACCUUUUACAUUUCCCUCAGAAGACAAUCUUCCUUUGACAGUGAUAUUUAACUGCAUGCUUAAUGGAUUUUAUGUCUAACUUUACUUGAUCUCAUAAUAUUGAGCUAUUUUCCUAAGGAAGGCAUAACUGUGUACUAAAACGAUUCUUCCUUGACUUGCAGCAACUCUGGUUUUGUGGACAUUCAGGUGGGCAAAUGAAGUCCAUAAGGAAACCUUUGACCCUUCUGCAGAUGCAACAGGAGCUGACAAGUGGAGUAGGAGGAUGGCUAGUUUAUGAGGGCCUCUGUGUGCUAUUGAUGCAUAAAUCAAGUUGAGUUGUAAUAGGCUACAAAAAAAAAGGUGAUAUGAUACUGAAGGAGAUUGAAGGUCACUGAGCUCAGAACCCAGCAGAUCAAAUACAAAGAGCAACUGUAAACCCCCAGUCACUGAAAGUCCACCAACUGCCGAGGGAACUGCAGUGAAUAUGGCAGCAACAGUGCAACCAAUUACUCUCUCAACAGGUGUGGAGAUCGAGCCACCUCCUGCAAUGCUGAAAGUAGAAUUCCAAACCAUUUUGACACCAGAAACAGUCCAGUUCCUGGCAGAAUUAGUCUCUACAUUUGAUGAAGAUGUUGAGGAGAUAUUACAGCUGAGAAUUGGUAAAAAGCUGUGUUUGGAUCGUAAUGGUGGACUUCCCGAAUUUUUGCCCCACACGUCACAUAUCCGAGAGGAUCAAUCCUGGAAAGUUCAACCAGUCCCACAGAGGUUGCAGAACAGGCAUGUAGACCUUGGGGAUGUGUCUCCAGCCAACACUGAACAUUUCAUCACAGCCUUGAGUUCUACUGCACAGGGCAUUCAGACUGACUUUGACGAUGGUCAUUGUCCAACUUAUUUGAAUCAAAUCCAAGGACUUUUCAAUGUUUACAAAGCAGUCCAUAGCCAGUUUCCAGAUAUACCACAUAUCUCAAAGGUUCCCAUUCUGAUGCUAAGACCAAGAGCAUGGAACAUGGUUGAACACAACAUGCUUGUUCAUGGAAAGGAGGUCCCAGGCCCUCUAUUUGAUUUUGGACUACUGAUGUAUCACUGUGGACGAAUUUUGUUUGAAAAUGGAUGUGGUCCUUUCUUUUAUCUAUCAAAGGUUGAAAGCCAUUUGGAGGCCAGAUUGUGGAAUAAAAUAUUUGUCUGGGUUCAAAAGAAGUUGGGUUUACCAAAUGGCUCCAUCAAAGCCACCGUCUUAAUAGAAAAUAUCUUAGCUGCUUUUGAGAUGGAAGAGAUUCUCUAUGAGCUACGAGACCAUUCUGCUGGACUAAACUGUGGAAUCUGGGAUUAUUCGGCCUCUUUUGUAAACAAAUUUGGACAUCGACGGGAAUUCAUUUUACCGGAUCGCAGUAAAUAUGUGAAUAUAGAGAAAAUGUUUUUGAAGAGCUACAUGGACCUUCUGAUAAAGACUUGUCAUAAGCGAGGUGCCUUGGCCACGGGAGGAAUGGCAGCACUGUUACUGCCAUGGGACAAGGAAGGCUUGGACUACCAGAGUGUCUUGGCGAAGGUCAGGCGUUUGAAACUGCUUGAAAUCAACGCUGGAGUCGAUGGAUUCAUGGUGUUUGAUCUGGAUCUGAUUAAGCCGAUGACAAAGCUUUUUCUGGAACACACAGAUGGGCCCAACCAGCUACAUGUCCUAAGAGAAGAUGUGGACGUGACUCCAAGUGAUCUGCUCACGAUGCCUUCUGGUGGAGUAACCUUGCAUGGAUUAAAAUACAACAUUGGUGUUGGAAUUCUUUUCAUAGAAGCAUGGCUAAGAGGUCAAGGUACUUUUUACUUUCGGGGCCAAGUGGAAGAUUCGGCUACUGCAGAGAUUUCCCGGUCACAGGUUUGGCAGUGGCUUCGACAUAGAGUAAAAUUGGAGAAUGAUGGCAGAAUUGUCACCAGAAACCUAGUUCAAGCUCUUGUAAAGGAAAUAGAAACUGAAUUACAGGAUGUUUUGCAUCACCACAAUGACAGCUCCAAAGGACAACUGGCAGUGGCUUCCGAAAUAUUCCUUGAGAUUGUACAGAAGCGAGAUUUUCCAGAAUUCCUCACGAUGUACUUGAACUUGGAACAUACAUUUUUAAGUGCCAAUCAUUAAUUGCAUAGAACAUGUGGUAAUAACUGCAAAAAAACUAAUGCAAUGUAUGAUUCUAAAAGUGGUGACAAACCACAAGUAAAAAUUGGAAUUUGAGAAUUAAAGAUUUAGUUUAGUUUAGAGAUACAGCCCCGGAAACAGGCCCUUCGACCCGAGUCCGCACCGACCAGCAAUCCCCACAAUAACACAAGCCUACACACACCAUGGACAAUUUACACUUAUACCAAGUAUACAAACCCAAGCCAAUUAACCUACAAACCUGUGCAUCUGAGUGUGGGAGGAAACCAAAGAUCUCAGAGAAAAUCCACGCAGCCACGGGGAAAAUGUACAAACUGCGUACAGACAGCACCCGUAGUCGGGAUCGAAACCGGGUAUCCUGCACUAAGGCAGCAACUCUACCGCUGUGCCACCAUACCACCCACAUCUUUAGGAUUAAUAUCAUAUUUGUGGGACAACAUUAACUUUAUGUUCCUAGUAAAGCAAGCCUAGCUCAGCAAAGUUUGCACACUCAAGGAGAUGCUAACCAAUUUCCACUGUUGCAGUAUGUAACCAUUUCUGGGUAUCUGAAUGAUACAUGCCAUCUACCAGCAAGGACAAAGGAAGCAAGCACUUUGGAUCACCUGUUGACAUUUGUUUCCAAGAAGUACACUGUCCUGACUUCAAAAUAUAUUGAUGAUCCUUUGUUGCCAUUAGGAUUGCAAGGAUCUUGCCCAUUUUAAGUGUUUGUUUUAAACUUCCAAAUCUAAAGGUUUGCUACAAUCUCAUGAACUAGGCUGGAGUUUUUCCAGCAUGGCUAUGACUCAAAAAUAAAUUCUAGGUUUUCCUAAGCCAGGGGUUACAACCUCCGCAUCAAUGUUAUCAAGUCUUCCAAAAAUUGAAUUAAAUCACUGUUUCAUUUUAGGUAGGUACACAAAAGUAAAUUUUAAAUUGACAAGCUUUUGAACCUAGAGUGUUAAAAAUAAAAAUCUUACGUUUACAAUAAAUGUGGGGAGAGAACACUGCCUGUAUUUUAUGUUUUUAUUUCAAGUCCAGCAAUCUGCAAACAUCCAGGGAAAUACUUCCUACAAUACUGCUUGAUUUUAGUGUUUUUGAGUGUUUGCACCAUGACCAACAGCAAGCAAAAGUCUAAUUAGGAAUAAACAAAUGCCUGAAAUACAUAGCAAAUUUAAAAGUAUUUCGAGAGGCAAAAUCUUUGUGCAAAUACAUUACAGGUGUACUUUUUUUGCAAUAUUAUAACCAUUUCAAUCCCUUGGACUGGGAGACCUGAUCAGUUUUACUUUUCUGCCACCUAGAAUUGUGGAUAACAAAGACAUAAACAUUAUUAUUGAAUUUUGAUGGGAAAAGGUGCCAUCUACCAGAAGAGCAACUCGGGGAUUAAUGUUAUGUAUCUAUACAUAAGAGUACAGAAAAGUCCAAAUACAGUCAGACAAACUGUGUUCAAAGUUUGCAUUGCUUUGUGAACAAUCAUCUAAAAUGAAUGUAUCUUUGGUCAAAAUUCUGACAGACGUGUUAUGAUUGUUUGGGCAGACAAUUCACAUUCCAGUUCACAUGAAGUUAUAAGAUUUAAACUGGGCUGCUGUACUUGUCUGGCUGUAGAAAACCCAAAAUCCAUCAGCUUAUGCCUAUUUAUAGACUUAACAAUUAAUUUGUGUUCUAUCCUCCCUUGUAUUUCUUUUUCAAAAUACUUCAAUUUAAUAACUAUGAGAAUACAAGAACACUCUUUAACAAUUUCUUUGAAAAACACUUUCAUGUGCUUCAUGGAAAGGUCAAGGCAUUUAAAAAAAAAAGGCUAAAUAGAACAGAAAAUCCUUUGGACUAUUUUUACUAACCUGUUACAGGAACCAUUUUCCCCCAAUGCAGUGAUGAAUUUUUGCUAUUGUCAAAUUAGGGAGACUUUUCACUGCACUUAGCACUUAAAUUGAGAUCAAUCGGUUAAUACAGCCAUGGCACCACAUUAUUAUCAUAGCAGGCAAUGUAUUUUUUAAAUAAUAAAAACAAGGAAUGACUAUUAAAAAAAAAAGUGGAACUGUUAGGAAUUCAACUUAACAUUAAUUGUUAACCAGGAUAUUGUUUAAUUGAAAACCAAAUAUGAUGUUCUCAACAUGUUAUUUAAAUACCAAAGUAUGUUAAUCAAAGCAAAAAUAUCCUUAUCCGCUUUCCAUGUGCCCCCCCCCCCCCAUAUCCCAAAGCAACUAUUUGACAGUGACCCUUAAUUGGAAAUAUUUUUAUCUCCUUAAUGAGUGGGCAGCAGAGCACCUCAGAUUUUCCUUUGAUUGGACAAUGGAAAAAUCAAACAUUGUGCUACCUUCCUACUAAUUACAAUUGCAGCAUACAUCAACAUGCUUAAUGAAUAAAAUAAUAUAACAUUUUCCAGUGCAUGUUAUUUGACCUUCGGAGUUAGUGGAAAUGUGAGUCUUCCUGCUGUGGAAACUGCUUGCAUGCACACAACAGUGUAAUGAAAAUACAGAUGGAAGAUUAUUAAUUUAGUUAAAAAAUUACUAGCUUUCCAAACUAGGGGAUCUCCACUUGUAGCAAAGUGAAUACAGUUAACUAGAGAAUGGAUUUUAGCAUUAAGACUUGUGACAAAAAUGACACAAACACUACCAGUUUAUUAGAUGCUGAAUACAACCAGUGUGGUUAAAAUGGAACUAACCACAGAAACAAAUGUAAAAUUUACAUUUCAUAUGCUGUAUCAGUGCCCUGUGUGUUGGAUGGAUCUCAAAGACAAUGAAAAAUAAAAUCCUACACAAGGCUCAGUGCUGAAAUGGUUUAAGACAUGAACACAAAAAAAAAACCUCAAUGAUCAAACCAAAUUCUGACAUUCAUAGAUCAUACUGACAUAAGCCCACUGGUAAUCA
Molecule: messenger RNA, 7335 nt
Organism: Leucoraja erinaceus (little skate)
Lineage: Eukaryota; Metazoa; Chordata; Chondrichthyes; Rajiformes; Rajidae
Gene: ugl
Product: ureidoglycolate lyase
Exons: 17
Coding region: 2843-4480 (545 amino acids)
Biological process (GO): glyoxylate cycle
Cellular component (GO): cytoplasm
Molecular function (GO): malate synthase activity
Source: RefSeq, a predicted model, not a curated record